GCAAGAAGAGGAACCCGGAAGCGGCACCCGGCGCACAGCGUGGCCGCUCGGAGGAGCGACAGGAGCCGGUUUCAGGGGGCGGAGUGGGGUCAGCGCCUCCCUGUUGCGCCGGGCCUCUGGUUACCUGAAAGGAGGUUACAUAUUGAAGAUGAAUGUAGUUUGUCAUCACAUGGAUCGCUGAAUGGGUAAUAAAUGGCCCUUCCUCGACUAACAGGAGCACUGCGCUCCUUUUCAAAUGUCACUAAACAAGAUGAUUAUAGUGAAGAAUCUGCUGAUUUAACGGAUAAAAGAUCCAAAUUACAAGAAGAACAAUCAGAUUCUGAUUUUGUCUGGAAGAGAUUAGUUCAAUUUAUUGAUGAAAUUUCAGUCAAGGAAACCCAAGAGUCUCUACAAAAAGAUUUAAAGACACUACUACAAUCUGCCAAACAAAUAGUGGGAUCUGAGAAUGGACAAGAAGCAAUUGAAAGUGGUGCUGUUUUUCUUUUUAAAAUAUUUCACACAAAGGAAUCUGUUGGCCACAAUGAGACCAAAGCAAUCAAACAGAUGUUUGGGCCCUUUCCAUCGUCCUCUGCAACCGCAGCCUGCAAUGCUACUGCCCGGAUUGUUUCUCACUUUACUGAAGAACAGCUCUCUGCUCUUCUGCAAACGCCAGAACAGCAGAGUAGUGACAGGAAAGUGGCCUUUGGUCAAAACAUAGCAUUUUCGUUUGACAUGCAUGACUUAGAUUGCUUUGAAGAACUGCCAAUAAAUGGUGACAUGGAAGAGCAGAACGCUAUAAGCUUGGAUUACAAGAAAUUGCUGAAUGACCAUUUGGAUCAGUUCCCAAAUUGCUAUGAUGAAGAUGCUGAGCUCACCUCUUCGGAGAAAGUGGAUGAUUCAUUUCUGUGGUGUGAGGUUGGAAAAUACCUGAAUGAAUCGCAAAAGGGAACUCAUGGUGGGCCGACACUGGAACAUCUUUGCUGUACAUUGUAUGAGAUGCUUGCUUCAAAUAAAAGCGGUGAUGAGUUGCAGAAUGAGUUGUUUGAGUUGCUAGGAUCAGAAGGAUUUGAACUCAUAGAGAAGCUUCUACAAAAUAGAGCUAUGAUUCUAGAGAGAUCUUACUCUGGACCAAACGAUAAGCUGCAAUCUUUGCAAGAACAGUGCAAAAGGUUUGCUGGAGAAAACAGUAAACCCAAUUAUGGCUGCCAAGUCACAAUUCAGUCUGAACAGGAGAAACAGUUAUUGAAGCUAUGCCGUCGUGAAGAAAAACGGAGUGCUAGGCGAGAAAAACGAACAGGAGAUGAUGGGGAUGUUUUUGUAGAUGGAGGAAUGUGCUUCGACCCCAAGGAACUGCGAAUGCAAAGGGAACAAGCACUUCAGAAUGCUCGCUCAGUGCCAACUUUAGGCAGACAUCGAGACAUGGAAUAUGAAAAAAUUCAUUACCCUCAUGUUUAUGAUUCACAAGCUGAAGCUAGAAAAACCUCAUCAUUUAUUGGGGGAUCAAAGAUGCUCCUGCCAGAAGGUAUUGAGAGAGAAAAUAAUAAAAUGUAUGAAGAAGUAAAAAUUCCACACAGUGAGCCAAUGCCUAUUGGUUUAGAGGAAAAACCAGUUUAUAUUAAAGAUUUAGAUGAGAUUGGACAACUUGCAUUCCAAGGUAUGAAAAGAUUAAAUCGAAUCCAGUCAAUUGUUUUUGAAACCGCCUACAAUACAAAUGAGAACAUGCUAAUCUGUGCACCUACUGGGGCAGGGAAAACUAACAUUGCCAUGUUAACUGUUCUACAUGAAAUCCGGCAGCAUGUUCACCAGGGAGUUAUCAAAAAGGAUGAAUUUAAGAUUGUUUAUGUCGCUCCUAUGAAGGCCUUGGCAGCUGAAAUGACAAAUUACUUCAGCAAGCGUCUGGAGCCACUAGGCAUCACGGUAAAGGAGCUGACUGGUGAUAUGCAGUUGUCGAAAAGUGAAAUUCUGCGGACGCAGAUGCUUGUGACUACUCCAGAAAAAUGGGACGUUGUGACUAGAAAGAGUGUUGGUGAUGUAGCUCUUUCCCAGCUUGUUAAGCUCCUUAUUCUUGAUGAAGUGCACCUGCUACAUGAAGACAGAGGACCUGUACUAGAAAGUCUGGUAGCACGCACUUUGCGUCAGGUUGAAUCUACGCAAAGCAUGAUUCGAAUCUUGGGUCUUUCAGCAACGCUUCCUAAUUACCUUGAUGUUGCUACAUUUCUGCAUGUUAAUCCUUACAUCGGACUAUUUUAUUUUGAUGGCCGUUUUCGACCUGUUCCCCUUGGGCAGACCUUUAUUGGGAUCAAGACAACCAAUAAGGUACAGCAGUUGAUCAACAUGGAUGAAGUUUGUUAUGAAAAUGUCUUGAAGCAAAUAACAGCUGGACAUCAGGUUAUGGUGUUUGUUCAUGCUCGAAAUGCUACUGUCCGGACUGCGAUGGCUCUUCGUGAAAAGGCUAAGAACAAUGGUCACAUUUGCUACUUUUUGCCAACACAAGGUGCUGAUUAUGGACAAUCAGAAAAACAAGUUCAAAAAUCCAGAAACAAGCAAUUGCGAGAAAUGUUUCCAGAUGGAUUCAGUAUUCAUCAUGCAGGAAUGCUGAGACAAGAUAGGAGUUUGGUGGAGAGUUUGUUUUCUCGAGGCUACAUAAAAGUUUUGGUUUGCACAGCAACUUUAGCCUGGGGUGUCAAUCUUCCAGCUCAUGCUGUCAUUAUUAAGGGAACACAGAUCUAUGCUGCAAAAAGAGGCGCUUUUGUUGACCUUGGAAUUUUAGAUGUCAUGCAGAUAUUUGGCCGAGCUGGGCGGCCUCAGUUUGACAAAUUUGGAGAAGGCACCAUUAUUACAACACAUGACAAACUCAGCUAUUACCUGACUCUGCUUACUCAGCAGAACCCAAUUGAGAGUCAGUUCCUUGAAAGCCUGGCAGACAACCUGAAUGCAGAGGUUGCUCUCGGAACAGUGACAAAUGUCGAGGAAGCAGUAAAGUGGAUAAGUUAUACUUACCUUUAUGUACGGAUGAGAGCAAACCCAUUAGUAUAUGGCAUCAGUCACAAGGCUUAUCAGAUGGAUCCAAGUUUAGAGAAACACAGAGAACAGCUAGUAAUUGAAGUUGGCCGAAAGCUAGACAAAGCCCGGAUGAUUCGUUUUGAGGAGAGAACUGGAUUUUUUUCUUCAACAGAUCUAGGCAGAAUUGCCAGCCACUAUUAUAUUAAAUACAAUACAAUUGAGACUUUCAAUGAACUCUUCGAUGCUCAUAAGACAGAAGGUGACAUUCUUUCUAUAGUGUCCAAAGCAGAGGAAUUUGAACAGAUCAAGGUGAGAGAAGAAGAAAUAGAAGAGCUGGAAACCUUGCUGAGUGAUUUCUGUGAACUUCCCGCUCCAGGUGGUGUGGAGAACAGUUAUGGGAAAAUAAAUAUCCUUCUACAAACCUAUGUUAGCCGAGGAGAGAUGGACAGCUUUUCUCUUAUUUCAGAUUCUGCUUAUGUUGCUCAGAAUGCAGCACGUAUUGUUCGAGCCCUUUUUGAAGUAGCCCUUCGUAAACGCUGGCCUGCAAUGACAUAUAGGUUACUGAACCUCAGCAAAGUUAUUGACAAGCGAUUGUGGGGCUGGGUCAGCCCUUUGAGACAGUUCUCGGUCCUGCCACCACAUGUCCUUGUCAAACUAGAACAAAAGAAUCUCACAUUGGAUAAACUGAAGGACAUGGGGAAAGAUGAAAUAGGGCAUAUGCUCCAUCAUGUGAAUAUUGGAUUAAAGGUCAAACAGUGUGUCCAUCAAAUACCCUCCAUUAUAAUGGAAGCAACUAUUCAGCCAAUUACACGUACUGUGUUGAGAGUCAGGCUGAGCAUCACCCCUGAUUUCAAGUGGAACGAUCAGGUGCAUGGAACUGGUGGAGAGCCCUGGUGGAUUUGGGUAGAAGACCCAACCAAUGAUCACAUUUACCAUUCAGAAUAUUUUAUUAUUCAAAAGAAGCUGGUCAUUACAAAAGAAACUCAGCUCUUAGUAUUCACAAUCCCAAUUUUUGAACCACUGCCAUCCCAGUACUACAUUCGGGCUGUGUCUGACAGAUGGUUAGGAGCUGAGGCUGUGUGUAUUAUUAAUUUUCAGCAUUUAAUCCUACCAGAGAGGCAUCCACCUCAUACAGAAUUGCUGGACCUCCAGCCUUUACCUAUCACAGCCUUGGGACAUCCUGAAUAUCAAGCUCUAUACAAAUUCACACACUUCAACCCAAUUCAGACGCAAAUAUUCCAUACAUUAUAUCACACAGAUUGCAAUGUCCUCCUGGGAGCUCCCACUGGUUCAGGAAAGACAGUUGCGGCGGAAUUAGCUAUCUUUAGGAUUUUCAACCAUUAUCCCACAUCAAAGGCAGUAUAUAUUGCUCCCCUAAAAGCUUUGGUGCGAGAAAGAAUUGAAGACUGGAAAAUCAGAAUUGAAGAAAAGCUUGGUAAAAAGGUUGUGGAGUUGACAGGAGAUGUGACUCCUGAUAUGAGGUCAAUUGCCCAAGCUGACCUUAUUGUUACUACUCCAGAGAAAUGGGAUGGGGUCAGCAGAAGCUGGCAGAAUAGAAGCUAUGUUCAGAAAGUUUCCAUUCUUAUCAUAGAUGAGAUCCAUCUUCUAGGGGAUGAGAGAGGCCCUGUGCUAGAAGUUAUUGUCUCUCGGACUAACUUCAUCUCAUCGCACACGGAAAAACCUGUCCGAGUGGUUGGUCUGUCAACUGCGUUGGCUAAUGCCAGAGAUCUUGCUGACUGGCUAAAUAUCAAUCAGAUGGGUCUGUUCAAUUUCAGGCCUUCAGUGCGUCCAGUUCCAUUGGAAGUACACAUUCAGGGCUUCCCAGGGCAGCACUAUUGUCCCCGUAUGGCAAGCAUGAACAAGCCGGCAUUUCAGGCUAUUCGAAGUCAUUCUCCAGCCAAGCCUGUUCUUAUAUUUGUAUCAUCCCGACGUCAAACUAGACUUACUGCUUUGGAGUUGAUUGCUUUUUUGGCAACUGAGGAUGAUCCAAAACAGUGGCUGAAUAUGGAUGAAAGAGAGAUGAGUGCCAUCAUAGGAACAAUCAGAGAGUCUAACCUGAAGCUUACCCUUGCCUUUGGCAUAGGUAUCCACCACGCUGGCCUACAUGAACGAGAUAGAAAAACAGUGGAGGAGUUGUUUGUCAACUGCAAAAUCCAAGUUCUGAUUGCCACUAGCACAUUAGCCUGGGGUGUCAAUUUUCCAGCACAUUUAGUAAUUGUCAAAGGAACAGAGUUUUAUGAUGGAAAAACAAGGCGUUACGUUGAUUAUCCAAUUACAGAUGUUCUUCAGAUGAUGGGACGUGCUGGUAGACCUCAGUUUGAUGAUCAAGGCAAAGCUGUGAUUCUAGUUCAUGACAUCAAGAAAGACUUCUACAAAAAAUUCCUCUAUGAACCUUUCCCAGUAGAAUCGAGUUUGCUGGAAGUUUUGUCUGAUCACUUAAAUGCUGAAAUUGCAGCUGGAACUAUUACAUCAAAACAGGAUGCAAUGGAUUACAUCACCUGGACCUAUUUCUUCCGUCGCCUUAUCAUGAAUCCCAGUUAUUAUAACCUAGAUGACGUGAGCCAUGACAGUGUGAACAAGUUCCUUUCAAACCUUGUUGAGAAAUCGCUUGUUGAUCUGGAAUACUCUUACUGCAUUAAAAUAGGGGAGGAUGACCGCAGCAUUGAACCGCUGACUCAUGGCCGCAUCGCUUCAUAUUACUAUUUGAAGCAUCCAACUAUCAGGAUGUUCAAGGAUCGUUUAAAACAGGAUUGUAGUGUGGAAGAACUGCUCUCAAUUCUGGCAGAUGCUGAAGAAUAUGCAGACCUCCCGGUGCGACACAAUGAAGACCAAAUGAACAGUGAAUUGGCGAAAUGUGUCCCCAUUGAAGUUAAUCCACAUUCUUUUGACAGUGCACAUACAAAAACCCACCUUUUAAUGCAAGCCCAUUUUGAACACGCUUCGCUGCCAUGCCCAGAUUACGUCACUGAUACCAAAACAGUGUUGGACCAGUCAAUUAGAAUAUGUCAGGCAAUGUUGGAUGUUGCUGCAAAUGAAGGCUGGUUGGUGACUGCCCUCAAUAUAACCAGUUUGUUACAGAUGCUAAUUCAGGGGCGAUGGAUCCAUGACUCCUCAUUGCUCACCAUACCCAACAUAGAAUACCAGCAUCUUCACCUUUUCAGGAAAUGGAACCAAGGAAAGCAAAAAGGCAGUUAUCAGGGACCUAUUGAAUGUCUUCCUGAAGUGAUAGCUGCAUGCGAUGGAAAAGAACAUAUAUUUACCUCCAUGGUAGAUCAUGAUUUGCAUACUACCCAUAUUACACAGGCUUGGCAUUUCUUGUCCCGCUUACCAGUAAUAGAAGUCAGUCUGGUUAUUAAAGGUUGUUGGAAUGAUGCAGUUCAGGAACAGAAAGAGUUACCAGUGUCAAUGCUGGCAACAAGCAUGCGGGAUGACAAAAAGUGGAUGAAGUUGCAUGCAGAUCAAGAAUACAUGCUCCAGAUAAAUCUGCGAAGACUGCAUGUUGGUUAUGUUAAGGGCAAGCAAGACAGCAAAGCAGUUGCACUUCGUUUCCCUAAGACCAAAGAUGAAGGAUGGUUCUUGAUCCUUGGAGAAGUUGACAAGAAAGAACUUAUUGCUCUGAAACGAGUUGGAUAUGUCAGAAGUCACAGUGCAGUCUCCGUUGCUUUUUAUACCCCAGAAACCCCUGGAAAGUAUAUUUACACAUUAUAUCUUAUGAGUGACAGUUACCUUGGAAUGGACCAACAGUAUGACAUUUUUCUGAACAUCAUACCAGCUAGUACUUCUGCACAGGUCAACACAGAAAUCUCUGACGCCUUAAAUGACCUGGGUCUGAAGUCAUAAGGCCUAUGUACUCCCUCCCGCCAGCAUGUUCAUUCUUGGAAAAGAAGACUGUGUUUAACUUGGCACAAUCACCAUCCAACUUUGACAUCUAGAAAAUUGAAAAUGACUGCUGUAUUGAUUCUGACGACACAGAAUUAGCCACAGUGGCCUUUUACCUGAUUAAAGGGUUGCAUUUUUUAAAUAUAUGU
This is a messenger RNA of Anolis sagrei ordinatus, 7010 nucleotides long. It is a transcript of the gene ASCC3, whose product is annotated as activating signal cointegrator 1 complex subunit 3. Lineage: Eukaryota; Metazoa; Chordata; Lepidosauria; Squamata; Anolidae. Gene Ontology annotation, molecular function: nucleic acid binding; ATP binding; ATP hydrolysis activity. The record is from RefSeq and is a predicted model, not a curated record.